This is a messenger RNA of Mesitornis unicolor (brown roatelo), 964 nucleotides long. Its product is annotated as cell cycle control protein 50A-like. Gene Ontology annotation, biological process: phospholipid translocation. The transcript has 3 exons. The record is from RefSeq and is a predicted model, not a curated record. Gene Ontology annotation, cellular component: endoplasmic reticulum; Golgi apparatus; plasma membrane. Lineage: Eukaryota; Metazoa; Chordata; Aves; Mesitornithiformes; Mesitornithidae. The annotation marks the transcript as partial.
GUAAUCGUUUCACUGCCUAUCAGAAUCAUCUGUCUAAGGAAUGUUUCUUCAGCCGCUUUUCCAAUUUGAUUUUCUCCUUAGAUACAUUGGAAUUAUACCGCAUUGAUAAUGACACAAGGACUCCUAUCACCUUGAUUAAAAAAGGCAUUGCGUGGUGGACAGAUAAAAAUGUAAAGUUCAGGAAUCCUACGGGAGAUGGAAAUAACUUAACUGCGCUUUUCCAAGGCACAACCAAGCCUGUCAACUGGCCCAAGCCAGUGUACAUGCUGGACUCAGAGCCUGACAACAACGGCUUUAUCAACGAAGACUUCAUCGUCUGGAUGCGUACCGCAGCUCUGCCAACCUUUCGCAAGCUGUAUCGUCUCAUUGAAAGGAAGAAUAAUUUACAGCCUACCUUACAGGCCGGAAAAUACUCUUUGGAUAUCGCGUACAAUUAUCCCGUACACAGUUUUGAUGGACGGAAAAGAAUGAUCCUAAGCACCAUCUCGUGGAUGGGAGGCAAAAAUCCCUUUCUGGGAAUUGCCUACAUCACCGUCGGGUCCAUAUGCUUUUUCUUAGGGGUCGUCUUGCUGAUCAUCCACCACAAAUACGGGAAUCGAAACACUAGUGCAGACAUUCCCAAUUAAUCUCGCGUUCUGAAUACAAAUGUACUGCAUGUGCAUCAAGGCCAGUCCAGGAUGGACCCAGUUUUUGAAAGAUAAAUCUCUGCUUCUGUCACUUCUGAGACUGGGUCCAUAAUUGUUAUCACCUAAAGCUCCCCUUUCCUACACUGUGGGUUAACUCUUGGAAAUGACGGGUGUACAGUUACCUGCAUUGACCGUACCUGCCCGUCAGCAACAAUUUCUCUGGUGUUUGCCUCUAAGCGGGCAGGCCACCCGAUGCACAUAGCUCCUGUUCCCUUGAUGCAUCUGCUGCUUGUUCAUGUGCUGUGUAACGUCGGUAUGAUUCAGUGCAUAUAGGUUGU